AUGACCCGAUCGCUGAAUCCUAGCAGAGCUGCUUGGCUGUAUCCUCUUCGCGUCAGUGCAAUGCUUGCUGCCUACCGAGGUGUGUAUUAUUUCGCGUCGCAUCGCUUCCUGUGGCCUUUGUUCAAGACUCGUCUAAUUCCGAUUGUUCUGCUUUCGGCGUUCAUUUACGUGAUUCUGUUCCUCUUUACCUAUUUGCCCCAGGUCGCCUUUCUUUCUAUCUUUCAAGGCCGUGGUGCUUGGGUCAAUGGAGCAGUCCUGGUCUUAGGAGAAGGCGCUGCAAUUGUGGCCGCACUAUUCGAAGCUUUCUUUGUUGAUGAAACCCUGGUGGAUAUCUUCGAUGCUGUCCUAGUGAAUGAGGGCCACGGGGAACUGGUCACCACUUCGCGGGUCCUAUAUCCGCAAGGCGAUGAUGUCGUCAAACGGCUGGGAAAGCCGAUCCAUAGUGCCGUCUAUGCACCAUUCUCUCUGCGACAGAUCGUGGAGUUUGUUGUCCUCCUCCCUCUAAACUUUAUUCCUGUGGCCGGGACGCCCAUGUUUCUCGUGCUCACAGGGUAUCGAGCGGGUCCGUUUCACCACUGGCGGUACUUCCAACUGUUAGAUCUUUCGAAGCAGCAAAGAAAGGAGAAAAUACGCCAUCGCCAGUUGCAGUAUACUACGUUUGGAACGGUUGCUCUGAUCCUUCAGUUGGUUCCGCCCUUGUCUAUGUUUUUCCUGAUGUCGACUGCCGUUGGUUCAGCACUCUGGGCCGUGGAUCUAGAGAACAAGCGCGAUCUGAUAGGGAGAGCGAGACCGGAUGAAGUGGACGAGUAUCAUGACGGCAAUACGAUAUAA
Messenger RNA from Aspergillus bombycis, 831 nucleotides. RefSeq names its product EI24 domain-containing protein. The coding region runs from base 1 to 831 and encodes 276 amino acids. Gene Ontology annotation, cellular component: lipid droplet; ascospore wall; prospore membrane. The record is from RefSeq and is a predicted model, not a curated record. The transcript has 3 exons. Lineage: Eukaryota; Fungi; Ascomycota; Eurotiomycetes; Eurotiales; Aspergillaceae.